Xenopus laevis (African clawed frog) is the source of this 6871-nucleotide messenger RNA. RefSeq names its product insulin receptor related receptor L homeolog (gene insrr.L). Gene Ontology annotation, molecular function: insulin receptor substrate binding; nucleotide binding; transferase activity. Gene Ontology annotation, biological process: cell surface receptor protein tyrosine kinase signaling pathway; insulin receptor signaling pathway. The transcript is spliced from 22 exons. Gene Ontology annotation, cellular component: insulin receptor complex; plasma membrane; axon. The coding region runs from base 212 to 4291 and encodes 1359 amino acids. Lineage: Eukaryota; Metazoa; Chordata; Amphibia; Anura; Pipidae. The record is from RefSeq and is a predicted model, not a curated record.
AGCUUUGUAAUGCAUUGAAUCCCAGCGCUCUGUCUGUUGCCUCCCUGCCUACGGUUCUGCCAUCUAGAAUGAGCCCCAGAUAUACAGACCCCCUAUUACCACUUGUACUUAUCAGGCCCUUAAUCUGUACCUUUAUUUUCUUUUUUUAAGCAUUUUUGUGCAUUUCCUACAGAUCUGAGGAUUUUUCAUUUAAUGUUGGCGUCUUCAUAUCAUGGACAGACAAGUUUUCCUCCUGGUCACCACUUGCUUAAAGGGAGUGCUGCUCAUCUUGCUUGUAUUUAACGCUAAUGGAGACGCAACACAUUUUUGUGGCAGCAUGGACAUACGCAAUGACGUAUCCCAAUUCCGCAAGCUGGAGAACUGUACAGUCAUUCAGGGAAACUUGCAGAUCCUGCUCAUGUUUGGCACCAAGCCCGAAGACUUCCGUGGUUUACGAUUUGAACGCCUGACCAUGAUCACUGAAUACCUACUUUUGUUUCGAGUCUAUGGCUUGGAGAGCCUUCGGGACCUCUUCCCCAACCUGUCCAUCAUCCGAGGCACAGAUCUCUUCUUUCAUUAUUCACUGGUGAUCUUUGAGAUGCCCCAUCUAAGGGACAUUGGCCUCCAUAGUCUCACAAACAUCCUAAGGGGGGCUGUGCGUAUUGAACGCAACCAAGAACUGUGUCACAUUUCCACCAUUGAUUGGAGCCUGUUGUCCGAGUCAGUGGAGAAUAACUACAUUGUAGGGAAUAAGCCUGUAGAGGAAUGUUCUGAUGUCUGUCCAGGAAUACGUGAUUUUGGGGAGUCCUGUGUAAAAACCCCUAUCAAUGGAAAUGUUGAGUCUCGCUGUUGGACUUCCACCUCCUGCCAGAAAGUGUGCAAUUGUGGUAAAGAUAUUGCAUGCUCCAACACUGGCGAAUGUUGUCACUCUGAGUGCCUGGGUGGCUGUAACAAGGCCGAUGAUCCCCGUGCCUGCGUGGCGUGCCGUAACUUCUACAUUGAUGAUCAGUGCCUUGCCUCUUGCCCGCGUGGAACAUAUGAGUAUGAAGGUUGGCGCUGCAUUAAAAAGGCUUACUGCAGCAACCUGCGCAAGGAGUCUGAGAACUCUCAGGAGUCUACCAAGUUUGUCAUCUUUGAAAACCGGUGCCUGUCUGAGUGCCCACCAGGGUACACAAGGAAUGAUAGCAUCCUUUGCCAUAAGUGUGUGGGACUCUGUCCGAAGACGUGUAAAAGUGGGAACAAAGUUAUCGACUCCCUUGAAGCAGCAAGAGAGCUGACUGGUUGCACUUACAUCGAGGGAAACUUGAUUCUUAACAUUCGCAGAGGAUACAACCUGGCUUCUGAGUUGCAAAAAUGCAUGGGGCUCAUUGAAACCAUCACUGGCUUUCUGAAGAUCAAACACUCCUUUGCUCUUGUAUCUCUAUCCUUCUUUAAAAACCUGAAGCUGAUCCGAGGUGACACCAUGGUUGAUGGGAAUUACACUUUGUAUGUCUUGGACAAUCAAAACCUUCAGCAGCUUUGGACUCCUGGGAGCCUUUCCAUCCCUGUUGGAAAACUGUAUUUUGCUUUCAACCCAAAGUUGUGCCUGUCUGAGAUCUACCACAUGGAAGAGAUCACGGGAACCAGGGGAAGACAGAAUAAAGCUGAUAUCAAUCCACGCACCAAUGGAGAUCGGGCUUCCUGCAACAGUCACACUCUGCGUUUUGUCAGCAACUGGACAGAAGCUGAUCGGAUCAACCUAAAAUGGGAACGUUAUCAGCCUCCUGACUACCGUGACCUGCUGAGCUUUGUCGUACACUACAAAGAAUCACCGUUCCAGAAUAUAACAGAAUACCUGGGACAAGAUGCAUGUGGAGCCAACAGUUGGAAUGUAGUAGAUGUGGAGCUGCCUCUAAACAACGAGCAAGAGCCCGGCGUUACCCUGACAAACCUCAAACCAUGGGUUCAAUAUGCCAUAUAUGUUCGAGCCAUCACUCUAAGCACAGAAGAAGGACGGCACUUUGGGGCACAAAGUGAUGUUGUUUAUAUUCGAACAAAACCAGCAGCUCCUACUGUCCCUCAGGAUGUCAUGAUCAUGUCCAACUCUUCCUCACACCUGAUCGUUCGAUGGAAGCCACCAACUCAGCGCAAUGGUAACCUCACCUACUACUUGGUACUGUGGCAGCAGAUGAUGGAGGAUAGGGAACUUUACCUGAACAACUAUUGUACAAAAGGUCUGAAGUUGCCAACCAGCAGUGCCGACACCAGAUUUGAUAAUGAUGAUAAUGGCAAUCAAGAUCCCAACCAGGACAACGAAGAUAAGUGUUGCCCAUGUCAGAAGGAUGGUAUACAUCCCGACAUGGAUGAAAGCUCUUUUCAGAAAAAGUUUGAGAACUUCCUGCGGAACACUAUCUUCAUUCCAAAGCCUCCCUGGAAAGUGACAUUAAUCAACAAGGAGAAUCAGAGGCCUCCAAAGACACGGAGAGAUGUAUCAGGAAUGACUCAUGAAGUUCUAGGCAACACUUCCCUUCCAGAAGGAACUGUGAGCCAUACCAUCAAUCACACAGGGGUCGAUACAAAACCCUACUCCUAUAAAGACAAGGUCUUUCGAGAUAGAAUGGUUAUUUCAAACCUAAGACACUUCACUGAGUAUCGGAUAGAUAUCCAUGCCUGUAACCAUGCAGCAGACAUUGUUGGGUGCAGCGCAGCCACCUUUGUUUUUGCCAGGACCAUGCAGGACCCUCUCGCUGAUAACAUAAUUGGGAAUAUCACUUGGGAAGUCACAGUGAAAAAUACUAUCUUGAUGAAGUGGGAAGAACCAGAAAAACCCAACGGGCUAAUCCUAAAAUAUGAGAUUAAGUACAAACGUGAUCAUGAGGAAGGGCCUGCAACUGUGGUGUGUGUGUCCCGCCAAAAAUUCCAGACAAAUAAAGGCGUCUAUCUCACGUUGCUGCAACCUGGAAAUUAUUCUGCUCGUAUCAGAGCCACCUCGUUGGCUGGGAAUGGAUCUUGGACAGAACCAGUUGUAUUUUUCAUUCUUGGUCCCGCAGAAGAACAAUUUGAAAACUUGUAUUUGCUCCUCAAAAUCAUGCCCAUUAUUCUUUUGGUGUUCAUUGCAUUGCUGGCCGUAUUCAUCUUCUUUUACAAUAAAAAAGGAAACAACAAUGGAUUCCCCAAUGGAACAUUAUAUGCUUCUGUUAAUCCAGAGUAUUUCAGUGCUUCUGACAUGUAUGUUGCAGAUGAAUGGGAGUUUCCAAGAGAGAACAUCACUAUCAUGAAGGAACUGGGCCAAGGCUCUUUUGGAAUGGUUUAUGAGGGUGUUGCCAAGGACAUUGACAAGAACGAACCUACAACCCGAGUGGCCUUGAAAACCGUAAAUGAACUGGCAACAAUGAGGGAGCGCAUUGAGUUCUUGAAUGAAGCAUCUGUAAUGAAAGCAUUUCUGUGCCACCAUGUGGUUCGAUUGCUGGGAGUGGUGUCACAAGGACAACCUGCUCUGGUCAUCAUGGAGUUGAUGACAAAGGGAGACCUGAAGAGCUACCUACGUUCCUUAAGGCCAGAUGAGGAGAAUAACAACCCUGGUAACCAGCCAUCUCUUAAGCGAAUGAUCCAAAUGGCAGGGGAAAUAGCCGAUGGCAUGGCCUACUUGACUGCAAAGAAGUUUGUUCAUCGGGAUUUGGCUGCCCGCAACUGCAUGGUGUCUGAAGAUCUUACAGUAAAGAUUGGAGACUUUGGCAUGACCAGGGAUAUUUAUGAAACCGAUUACUAUCGUAAAGGUGGCAAGUCAUUGCUUCCUGUAAGAUGGAUGUCUCCAGAAUCUCUAAAAGAUGGCAUCUUUACGACACAUUCAGAUGUCUGGUCAUUUGGUGUUGUGCUAUGGGAAAUAGCCACGCUGGCAGAGCAGCCCUAUCAGGGAAUGGCGAACGAGCAAGUCCUUCAUUUUGUGAUCGAUAACGGGAUCUUGGAGAAGCCAGAAAACUGCCCAGAUAGACUCCAUGAGUUAAUGCGUUGGUGUUGGCAGAAGAAUCCAAAGCAUCGGCCAUCCUUCCUCCAGAUCCUAGAGAGUAUAAAAGAUGAUUUGCAUACUAGUUUCCAGCAAGUGUCCUUCUUCAACAGCAAGGAGCGUAAGCGGAGUGGAUCAAUGGAGGCAUCUGACACAGAAGUUGACCAAUCUCUGAAUAACUUCUUAGAUGAGCCUCCAUCUCCUUCUUUUACCAACUCUUCCUCUCCAGCUAAGGCAGAAAAAGUCAACUCUCUAAAAACCAUAGCCUCCAAAAGAGAAUCUAGUAAAAACAAAAACUGCUAUCAUAUGAAUGGCCAUGCAAAGCACUGAUACAAGUAUUGCAUAGACUAUUUUUUUUUUUACUUUGUGUAAGUUUCAUAAAGGGCUCUACACGUUUAUAAUGUAGCUUUUACUAGAGUGGUGUCACCAAUGAUUCUAAUGUUGUCCUAUAAACAUGAGGUAGAAGCACAAAGGCCAACAGAUGUAAGCUUCAUUGUGUCUGAUGCUGUAUUCCUUUCCUGAUUACCGAGAGGAAAAAGGAUAUUUUUAAGGUCAGUCUCAAAAGGUGUCUAUUUUGGUGGAUCUGUAGAACAGGUCUAGUGUUUUUAAUUGUAAUAUGGAUAGAUUUUUUUUUUCUAUGUGGUACUGUCAGAAGGACAGGUGCUAGAGUUUUCAUGUGAUUUAGCUUGUGCAUGUGUGAGGAUUCCAGACCAAAUUGUGACAUUGCAGCAGGGGGUAUAAGAAUGGAAAUAAAGAGGACAUAAUGAGUCCUUGCCUUAUAGAAUUAGAGUGCCUUCAAAUUGUGUCUGCUUUUUUUCGCCACGUAUAAAUCCACUGUCAUGGCUUCAGCACGGUGCAUCCUGGAACACUUCAAAUUAAGAAGUCUCCCAAAGUGCCUAAUUUGUCAGUUCUGCCACAUUCUUGACCCACCAGAACACUAACGUGUUUGGAACUCUUCAAUGGUUAUUGUUCUGUUAGGUUAAGGCUGCUGGAACAAGGAAUCUAAAUGAUGAAAGAAAAGGCAGGCAAGCUAUUUAGUGUCAUUUGAAGGAGCUCUAACUCUUUUAAGGAAAAGUUGCCAAGGACACUUUGUCCAUUUUAACACCAUUUUACUUAUUUACUGUAGUGCACUGCUUUCGUCAAGCCCAAGUAGGAAACCAAAUAUGGUUUGGAGAAGCUCCAGAAAGCUCUUCUAGUUUUACUUGUUAUUAUUGUGUUUAUUUUGUCCUACUUUACUGUUUAAGUCUUAAAGAAGAACUCGAGUUUCUAUAUUCUAGUGAUCAAAAGAAGUACAUGACUGAUUUCUCUUAUCACUUCUUUGUGCUUGAACCUCCAAGCUUAUGAAUUCCUUCUGAAAGGAGAACUAAACCCCCCUUUAACCAAAAGUCCCCACUGGCCCCCCUCCCUGCCUCCCCCCUGCACAAUGUUACCCCUGAAUUGUGUUCCCUCUAGAAAUACUGACCGCACAUGCAGAGUCAGCACAGUGGAGCUCACAGGUGCAUCUUCCGGUGCUUCGGUAUUCUAUGGGUCUUCUCCCCUUCUGCAAUUUCCGGUACUUUCGGCACAUAUGCAGUUGUAAACUGCUCCAACUGCGCAUGCGCCAAUAAGGUGCUCACUUUACUAAGAAUACCGAAGUGCCGAAGAUGGCACCCGUGAGCUCCGCUGCGCUGACUCCAGGGCUGGAUUUACAUAGUGGGCGCCCCUAGGCCCAUUGCCAUUAGUUGCCCUGGUCCCCCUCCCCUUUAUUCGGGCAAAUUUUCAUCAUCGGGUCCAGAGCAAUGGGGAUUGGUGCACAGGAAAUGUAAAAAACAUGUUUCUGAACCAAUAUGGGUGUGGUUUAGCAGCAUGCGGCCCUCUAAAAUCCUGCGGCCGGGGCCUUGGUGGCCUUUCCACAAAUCUGGGCCUGGCUGACUUUGCAUAUGUGGUCAGUAUUUCUAGAGGGAAUACAAUUCAGGGGUAACACUGUGGAGGGGGACCAGUGGGGACUUUUGGCUACAGGGGGUUUUAGUUGUCCUUUAAGUGUAAAUUUUUUAAAAACUCUCUGGACUCUGAUUUUGUUCGAGUGAGGAGUUCAGAAAUAGCGUACUAAUUAUCCAAUGACAUUUUAACAUGUUAAUACUUUGAUAUAUAAAGAACAGUCCUCAGGGCCUAAUCCUUGGCCAUUAUCCAAGUCUCAAUCUGUCCUUAACACUGAUGUGUUGUGUGUCAAAACCAGAAUUCAGUAUGGCAUUACCCAAAUAUUCUGUACUUGGGCAUUGAACAUGAGGGAAUGCACAUCUAGACCAUUAUAUAAUAGAACACCGUUGCUUUUUGAAUGGGGAUGAAACUUUCUUGAAGGUUUUUGAUGAUCCUCCAUGAUGGUUCUCUGCGACCAAGGUAGCAUUUUUCUAGCACUUAACAAUAUUCAAGAGUCUAGAUCUGAGAUGUAACUGCUUCACCAAAUCACAAUUCUAGUGCACUUUAAUAACAUUUCAUGCCAGUGGAUCAUCUUAAAUGCUAUGACUAAGAGUACUUCUAAUGUAAUGGACCUUUCCAGCGACUGGCAGAAAUAUAUUCUUUAGUGGCCAUCAGUGAUAUUAACUUUUAUCAUGAUAUAGUUCUAUCCCGUUUUAAACAUUUUUAUUUCACUGCUGUUUGUGAACUAAUUUGUGUGUUGAACAGUGUAAACUGGAUUAGACUUUCCUUCCAGCUAUGUGACCUCCACCCCACUCCACUACAGAGGAUUUUAAGCGCACAAUGGGAAUCCAUUCAACUGAGAGCUAUGCCCUGGAAUCUUAUUGUAGGCUUGACUUGCAUGAGUUUCAGACGUCUCGAACACAAGAUUUUCAGUGUCAACCAAGCCACUUUGUUUGAUUUUAUUGAUUUUAUAAAUGUUGUAUUAAACUGAAGAACAUAAUGUUCAUUGGAAAA